CCGAUGGUCUGACUGCAUCGACCCGACCCGGUUCAGUUGGGCAGCAGUACCACACAGCAAACCGCCCUUCUUUGCUUUCUCUCUCGGCUACGAAACUCACAGACACACGGAUGCGAUUUCCCCCAAAAGUCUGCAUUCAUAAGGAAUCUUUGAUAUCAAAGUGAUGAGCAUCAUCAAAAGCAGCUUAGGAAGCCUGAAAAAUGUGCUAGCUGAAGCAGCCACGAAAGGAGUUACAGAGGCGAGGGCUAGAAUCUUUGGCCAUGUGCUCAACCCGACUGGGCAAAGAUCCCCUCAUAAGAUACUACGCAAGAAGCUCAUCGGUGAUAAAGUUGCAGCGUGGUACCCUUAUGAUAUCAAUAAGGAUGAUCCACUUGUCUUGGCCCGUAAAGAACAAGAGCGACUGAAUAAACUUGAAAUGUUGAAGCGUCGUGGAAAGGGACCGCCGAAGAAAGGACAAGGGAAGCGUGCUAAAAAGAGUACCAGAUCGUAAGAAUAAUCUCAAUCAGCUCGAAUUCUAGACCUUUUUGGCAUUUAAUUGGUUAUGGUUUCCGUUGAUUUUAGUUCGAAAUGUUUCUCUUGUUCAUGUUAAUUUCCAUAAAAUUUGUGGCAUAAUAUGGAAUCAAGAAUUGAUGCGGAUUUGAAAUGAUUUCAAAUUUGGAAUUUGAGGAUUUGAGAACCUGUCUUGUUAAUUUUGUCAAUUUAGU
Molecule: messenger RNA, 704 nt
Organism: Erythranthe guttata (spotted monkey flower)
Lineage: Eukaryota; Viridiplantae; Streptophyta; Magnoliopsida; Lamiales; Phrymaceae
Product: 37S ribosomal protein S27
Cellular component (GO): mitochondrion
Source: RefSeq, a predicted model, not a curated record